AUGGCUCGUGGCGCAAAGCGCUCCCUCGAGGAGGUCGCCAACAAGUCUGACUCCGACGACGAGGACUACAGUGAUCACGCCCAAUACGCACGUUCGACCGGCCGAAAGUCGAAGCCAAGCCCCAAGAAAAAGUCGCGGCCUGCUGCAAAGAAGAGACGACGCGACUCUGACGACGGUAUCACUUCCGACGAAGAGGAGCUGUCCGAAGAUCUUUCCUUCGAUGAAGUCGAAGAAGAUUCGGAGGAGGAUGCUGAUGUCGAACGCAAUGCUCGCGGAACCGCGCGUCGCAGAACUACCCAAAGUCGUCGCCCACAAUACGAAGAGCCCGAAUCGGAGGAGGCGAUCAACGAUGAAGACGAAGAUGAUAACGAAAUGGAGAUGCCUCGACCUGCUUCACGGAAGCAUACAGUGCUCAAGUUGAAAGUUCCAGCUCGCUACUUCGAGGAGCAGCACCACCACCGUGUGACCCGCGCUCGUGGUGCUUCAGAGGAUAUCUACGCUCUUACCACUUCUGGCCGUCAUAUGGAGACCAUCAAGCGAGGCAUCCGCAGUCCAGAUGAUACUGUUACCCGCCGCCUGCUCAACAGAGGUGGCCGUGCAAAGCGCACGGUCCUCGACGAUGAAGAUGAGGAAGGCGAAGAAGUCAUUGAAGAAACCACCAUCCAAGGAUCGCAAUUGGAUGUUGGGGAAAGCGUCUUGCCUCAAUUUGGCACCGAAAGCACUCACGAACCCAUUGACCAGGAAAUGGUCGAUGAAGAUGUCGUUCCCGAGUCUGAGAAUGGGGACGACAAGAACGGUCAUUCCCAGGACGAGGAUGAAAGCCCCAAGCUCCACCGAAGAAGCAAUUUUCCCCGAGAGCCCACUGAGGAUGAUGCGAUUGAGGACACACAGCCCUACGAGGAAUCUCAGUUACGCCGAUCCAGUCGCAAGCAGCCAUCUCGAAGCUCACAGCGCAAGACAAAAGAGGAUGAAAGCGACUUUGAGCCAGAAGAGGAAGCGUCGAAUGACGAAGAAGAGGAUUUGGAAUCGGAGGCCGGUGCCUCGACUGGCAAAGGAAGCCGAGGUCGUGAGGAGGCAGAGGACAGCUCUACCAGCCGACGCGCUGGUCUGCGCAGACGAGUCCCUCAAUCCCGUGCGCCUUCUGAGGAGGCUGAAGAACUCGCUGAGGAGCUCGAAGAUCUUCGUGGUGGUCGGUACCGUCGCCGGGCCAAGCAAGAAGUUGUGUACGAAAAGCCGCGUCGAAACCGCAAGAAUGUUGAUUAUCGUCUGAUUCGCCCCGAAAUCCUUCUUCCCAACGAAGACUCUGACCCUGAAGUGGCUACUGGGUCCCCGUCCCGCCGUGGUAAGGGAGCUGGAGCGUGGCAGCGCACUCUAUUCUCAACUUCUGGCCCAUUCGGCGGUCAGGGUGCUUCCGCGCUUCUCGGUGCUCCUGGUAAUCCCAUUGCGGCUGGAGGAGUGGACAGUGACAGCAGUGAUGAUGAAGGCGGACAACAGCCUGGCCUUACUUCUGGCGGUGGAGCCCCAGCAACCCAUGCCCAGACCGGAGACACUGCUCAGCACUUGUCAGGCACGCCUGCAAACCUGGGUAAAGUCACCAACAAGCAAGCUUUGGUGGACGCAGACCCCUUGGGAGUUGACGUCAAUGUCAACUUCGACAGCGUCGGUGGAUUGCAAGGGCACAUUGAUCAACUGAAAGAAAUGGUUUCUUUGCCUUUGCUCUACCCUGAAAUCUUCCAGCGAUUUAAAAUCACGCCUCCCCGCGGUGUCCUAUUCCAUGGCCCUCCCGGUACCGGAAAGACGCUCAUGGCUCGGGCCCUCGCGAACAGCGUCAGUUCGGAAGGCAAGAAAGUUACCUUCUACAUGAGAAAGGGUGCGGAUGCUUUGAGCAAAUGGGUGGGUGAGGCCGAGCGACAACUUCGACUUCUCUUUGAUGAAGCUCGCAAGACACAGCCUAGCAUCAUCUUUUUCGAUGAAAUCGAUGGCCUGGCUCCCGUGAGAUCGAGCAAGCAAGACCAGAUUCAUUCAUCGAUUGUUUCGACUCUACUUGCAUUGAUGGACGGCAUGGACGGCCGCGGUCAGGUGGUUGUGAUUGGUGCUACUAACCGACCAGACUCUGUUGACCCUGCCCUUCGCCGCCCGGGCCGUUUCGAUCGCGAGUUCUACUUCGCACUACCCAAUUCUGAGGCUCGACGUGCAAUUCUUGACAUCCACACCAAACAAUGGGAUCCUCCUCUGCCGGACAACAUCAAAGAACAACUUGCAGACAUGACCAAGGGUUAUGGUGGUGCUGAUUUGCGCGCGCUGUGCACUGAAGCUGCAAUCAAUGCCGUGCAAAGAAGGUAUCCCCAGAUCUACAAGUCCGAUCAGAAGCUUAUUAUCGACCCCAAGUCAAUUCAAGUGGCCCCAAAAGAUUUCAUGUUAGCCAUCAAGAGACUGAUUCCUUCCUCGGAGCGGUCCACCUCAUCUGGAGCAACUGCGCUCCCUCCUAGCAUUGAGCCUCUGCUCCGUGGUCCACUGGCUGAAAUCAGGAAUUUACUGUCUGAGAUCUUACCUCAGCGAAAAAAGCUCACUGCCCUGGAGGAAGCUCAAUUUGAGGAGCCUCAGGAUGGCGAAGGUUUUAGCCGAGAGCUUCUGUUGCAGGAAUUUGAUCGCUCGCGUGUAUUCCGGCCACGGCUACUUCUCCGUGGCCCCCACGGAAUGGGUCAACAAUACCUGGCAUCUGCACUCCUGCAUGUUUUCGAAGGCCUGCACGUACAAGCUUUCGAUCUUCCCACGUUGUUGAGUGACUCGACUCGCUCCCCAGAGGCAACUAUCAUACAGCUGUUCACAGAGGUCAAGCGACACAAGCCAAGUGUGAUUUACAUUCCCAACAUUCAGUUGUGGGUUCAAACGGUCGGCCCUGCUGUGAUUUCUACCUUUGUGGGCCUUUUGCGAUCAGUUCCGCCUUCUGAUCCUGUCUUGCUGCUCGGCAUUCUGGAUUCAGCAGAGGACGAUGUCGAUGCCGCCCUGCUCAAGAAUCUUUUCGGUUACUCAAAGAAGAAUUUCUAUGAUUUGAAAUCUCCAAGUGGCGAUGCACGCCGUGAAUUCUUUGCAAAAAUCAUUGAAUAUGUCAAGACUCCUCCCAAGAAUUUCCCCAACCCGGAUAACCGCAAGCGCCGUCAGUUGGAAGAAUUGGAGGUCGCGCCACCACCACCUCCCAAACCUGAGGUGCAACUUACCAAGGAAGAGAUCAAAGCUCAGAAGAAAAAGGAUAACAACACCCUGAACCUUCUGAAACUUCGUAUCCAGCCCAUUAUGGAUCAGCUGAAGAGAUACAAGCGGUUCAGAUUCCCCUCAAUUGAAGAAUCCACAAUUCGCUACUUGUGGGAGGAAGACGAUCCCAACAUGGUCACAAGUGACAUUCCACCAGACCAGCAGAAUACAUACCGGCCGUAUGAAAAAGCAUACGACAAGCAUGGUGUGUUGGGACUUAGAGAGACUGCCACGGGCAAGUUCUUCUACAACCUGGACUUCGCAACGAUCGAAAAGCGUCUUUCCAACGGGUACUACAAACGGCCUCUCGAGUUCGUGGCCGACAUCAAGCGCAUCGUCAAGGACACGCGCCAAGCUGGCGACCAAGAACGCAUUCUGCGUGCCAACGAAAUGCUGUCUAAUGUCGAAGUUGAUGUCAACACUAUCAUCGUGGAUCAGCCAGCGCUUGUGGCAGAAUUGGAUCAAGUUUAUGCUCGUCAACAGGCUCGCGAAAAAGAAGCAGAAGAGCGUGCUCGGCGCGCCGCUGAAGAGGAAGAAAAUGCCCGUCUUGCGGAGCUUGCCAACGACCAGCAUGACAACACUGAAGCCAAUCCAUCGACCGGCCUGGGCGAGUUGCUCCCCACCAAUGGUGAUGGUCAGAACCCAGCCUCGCGUCCUGUGACGCCCAAUCAGCAGUCGAACCUCAGCUAUGUCAAUGGAGAUCAUCAAGGCGGUGGUUCAGACCUCAAUGAGCUUCGUUCUCAUGCAGCUGGUGUAAGCAAUGACACCCAACCAGAUGUAGACGGCGACGUCUUUAUGUCCAACUCCGAAGAACACUCUGGCAGCAAGGAUACCCAGGGAAGCUCGUUCGGGCCCUCUGCCCAGCCAAAGCCACCCUACUCUCACACUGCGCCGUCCCAGCAGAUUCGCCGGGAAUCCGGUCUCUCCAGCUUCUCUCAGCGGGGUCCCAUGACCCCCAUGGCUCCUGGAUCCCAGCCAAACGACUAUACCAACGAAGCAUCUACUACUCAGACAACCUCGGAUAAGAAGUCUUCCGAGUAUCUUUCUAAUCAACAAUACAACACGCAAAGCCCCAACGCCUCCAAAUUCGAAUACCCCGACCUCACCUCUUAUCCCGAUCGUGUGUCGCAGGAAGACCACCUGCCAGACACCCAGCAAGGCGGCAGCAGCCAGCCCUCUCCUCAGCCUCGUGAUGAUUUCGAUGGCAACGAUACCCUGGACAACAGCGGUUUCACUGGAAGCCAGUUCAAGCCGCAGCCCCCAUUGUUCGAUGCCCCCAACAUGCAGAGAAAUGAUCAAUCUGCGCUUAACGAAGAACCUCACGAGCCAUUGGUUCUUGACCUCGAUAUUAUUGCAAAACUCCACAACUCGCUGACACUCAUGACUAGCGGCUUCUCGGUGGAGCAGCUCGAGCAGGUCAACACGAACCUGAUGGACUCUGUAUGGCACAUGCGUGCCGAGUGGAAUCGCAACAACGUGGCCAACGCCCUCUCUAAGCGCUUCAAUGAUGUCAUGGAAGAUAUGCAGGAAAUGCAGGACAUCGGAUCUCCCAGCCAGAGGACCAAGAAUCAUUUCCAGGGAGUGAGCUUCCAGUAA
Messenger RNA from Penicillium antarcticum, 4848 nucleotides. RefSeq names its product chromatin segregase YTA7. Gene Ontology annotation, cellular component: nucleus. NCBI's taxonomy places the organism in Eukaryota, Fungi, Ascomycota, Eurotiomycetes, Eurotiales, Aspergillaceae. The record is from RefSeq and is a predicted model, not a curated record. Gene Ontology annotation, biological process: positive regulation of transcription by RNA polymerase II. Gene Ontology annotation, molecular function: histone binding; ATP binding; chromatin binding. The transcript has 2 exons. The coding region runs from base 1 to 4848 and encodes 1615 amino acids.